UUCAAACCUAACCCGCUUUAACUAUCAAAUAUAAAUAUUGGCAAAGAAAUAAAAAAAAAAAGAAAAAGUUAUUAUUAGUUGUAUUUUUCAUUCUCUCUCUUGUUUUCUGAUUGGAAGGCUCAGAUCAAAACGACAAUAGUAUCUCCUCACCAGCAGUGACUUCCUGAACAGCGUUUGGAGUGUUGUUGGCUCUUUGCUAAUGGAGAAAGGAGUGCCAUCUAGCCUUUUUGUUAAUGAUGGUUCCUUCAUGGAGAAGUUUAAACAGCUUCAACAACAGAAGGAUGAAAAAGACAAAGCUGUAGCUUUAGAGGAAUCUAGACCCCCCAAAAUUGUAAAAGGUUCUUCAGCUCCCAAGCCUGCUAUUGCUCUUAACAAACUAGCCAUGGAAUAUAAGCCGAAUGAUGCACGCAAGACCACCCAAACUCCUUCUGGAGGCAAACUUGCAUUCAGCUUGAAACAGAAAUCAAAGCUUGUGGCACCUCCUGUUAAGUUGGCUGAAGAUGAGGAUGAUGAGGACCAAGCUGCAGGAAAGUUGUCAGAUGACACGUCUGUUAAACGGCAAAAGUUGGGUCAAUUAGAUGCCUCUGAACAAGCAUCAAAACAAGUGGAUGUUGCACCACCUUCCCCAAGUGAUCCUACUGUGAAGAAAGUUGCAGACAAACUAGCAAGUUUUGUUGCCAAAAAUGGAAGGCAGUUUGAAAAUAUUACUCGUCAAAAAAACCCUGGAGACACACCUUUCAAAUUCCUUUUUGAUGAGAGCUGUUCUGAUUACAAAUACUACGAAUACCAGCUUGCUGAAGAGGAAAAAGCUCUUUUACAGAACAAGGAAUCACAAACUUCUCAAGGUGGUAUCAGCAUUUCAGCUUCUAAGUCCACAAGCAGUUCUCUUAGGUCAGCUCUGCAGAAAUCAAGUUAUCAAAUGCCUGCCUCUGCUUUGUAUGAGAAUAAUGAGGAGCCUAGAUCUUCUGUGACUUCAGUGAGAAAGCAGGUGAUGAUGCUUGAGAUACUGCUGUUAGGCCCAUCCAGUGCACCACCUGGUGCAGAUCCUAUAGCAAUGAUGGAGUUUUACAUGAAGAAGGCUGCUCAGGAAGAGAAGAUGAGACUGCCUAAGCAGUCCAAAGAUGAGAUGCCGCCACCUCCUUCACUUCAAGCUCCUGUGAAGAAAGGUCAUCACAUGGGUGAUUAUAUCCCACAGGAAGAGCUUGAAAAGUUCAUGGCUGCCUGCAAUGAUGCUGCUGCACAUAAAGCUGCAAAGGAGACCGCAGAGAAGGCAAAGAUUCAAUCUGAUAAUGUUGGGCAUAAACUCUUGUCGAAAAUGGGCUGGAAAGAAGGUGAGGGUUUAGGGAGCUCCAAAAAUGGUAUUUCAGAUCCAAUCAUGGCUGGUGAUGUAAAGAUGAACAAUUUGGGGGUUGGUGCCCAUCAUCCUGGAGAGGUGACUCCAGAAGAUGAUAUAUAUGAGCAGUAUAAGAAGCGAAUGAUGCUUGGUUAUCGACAUAGACCAAAUCCUUUGAACAAUCCUCGAAAAGCAUACUAUUGAACAAAGUUGUGGAAGAAACCUACUUGUGGUGGCUGGUUGGAGGAAUAACAUAAGAGUUAAACGUGCUUAUUGUAUUAUUUUUUUUAAUUUUAUUUUGUGACUUAAACUUUUCGAUGGAGAUUGCCUUUAUUUAUGUUACGUUUAUUCAGUGUUGAAUGACAAAUGGUGUUUCUACCCAAGACUGUUAACGGGUGAUUUCAAUCA
Messenger RNA from Durio zibethinus, 1741 nucleotides. The record is from RefSeq and is a predicted model, not a curated record. Lineage: Eukaryota; Viridiplantae; Streptophyta; Magnoliopsida; Malvales; Malvaceae.